CACUACCCCAUACCUGACUAAUGCACCAAGCAAUAGGAAGCAAACGCCCAAGUGCCGGGUUUCAAGCCCUCCCCCAAGUAUUGGUCGCCUUUACGGAAUGUAUGGGGCUCCCCUAUCUACCCACUGGGCGGAUUUAUACUUUCAUCCUACUGAAACGCCCAGCGCACCCUUGUCCUCGACGCUUUCAGUAUUAAGAUCUGUCGAUCGGUAUGCCCUUGCCCGUCCGUUGAUGCCGCAAAAAGUCUGCCAUGUAUCCAUUAAUAUUCUUGACUUGAUCCUUUCAAUCUUCCUGCCCAGUUGUGAUCGGUAAAAAUGACUGUCGAGAGCCUUCUCGAACAAUAUCAGGGACAGAUUGUCCCAAAGGCGUACAAUGCGGGCUACCUCGCGCUUAGCUACCUCAUCAGCUUGGUGGGGGCUGCUUCGACUCUCGAAUUGAUCAAUCGACGAUCAUGGUUUAACGGUAUUUCGAAUCAUCUGAUACUCUGUUCCUCUGCAAUCACCAUGGGCGGUAUAGCUAUUUGGUGCAUGCAUUUUAUUGGAAACAUAGCACUCACCCUUGCUGAAGGCGAGGCAGAGAUGCAGAUUGUAUACUCUAGUGGCACUACAGUACUCUCUUUCUGCAUGCCUGUUCUUGUCCUACUCGCCGCCUUUUACGCGAUAGGAAUCUCGAAUCGAAUCGCGUGGUGGAGAGUGAUAACUGCCGGCAUUCUUUGCGGUUGUGCCAUCUGCGGUAUGCACUAUUUGGGUAAUGCUUCCAUCAAGAACUAUCAGUGCAUAUACGAACCGGCAUAUAUCGUGGGGGCUGCUAUUAUUGCUGUUGCUGCCAGUACUGUGGCGUUGGCUAUGUUCUUCAUCUUCCAGUCGCUCUCGGCGAGUAGUUGGUGGAAGCGAACCAUUUCUGCUAUUAUCCUCGCCGGAGCGGUGUCCAGUAUGCACUGGUGUGCCUCUGUUGGUACCCAGUAUAGACUGCUUCAACUGAGGAAAUUGGAACGAGGAUCACGCACUGCGACUGCUGUCGCAGUUAUUUGUUUAUCUUUCAGUGCCUGCAUCAUCAUUGCUGGAUCAGCUAUUCUUCGAGCCCGCACUUUAAGAGACGCAGCGCUUCGUGCUCAGCAGAUUGAGCUAGCUGCUAUUGUCUUUGAUAAAGAUGGAUGCCUCCUUGUCGACUCCAACGGAGUUUUUCCCAACACUGUUGUCACUGAUUUCUUUAUUGGAGAGAACACCGAGGAAAAGUUCAACACUGCCCAUCCACAGUUUCACUGGAUGUUUCAGGCUUCGCGGAAUUGGACUGGCAUCUCGGGACUAAUAAACGGCAUGAAACAACAUCUAGGACAGCUGCCGCACAAAAGUCGCCAUAAAGAUCUGACGAAGGGGAUUCAGCUUAUCGACGACGACGGAGAGCUCAUCGAGGGAUAUCAAGUCAUUUUCCGCGAGUUAUUCUGCGUGGCCGCCUCUAAGCUCAGCGAUCGCCUCGAUGAGUCUAUCACAACGAUGGGUGUUCUAUGGGAUGAGAUCAUUCCCAAAAGAUCAGUCGCAAACCCUGCUUACCUACAAGCACUUGAAAAGAACAGAGACAACCAAACUGUCGACACGAGCGAGACACUACGUAAGGGAUCGACGACGGGAGAAAGCCACCUCGAGAAGGGCGUCGGACUUGAGCUUGAGAAUGAAAUGGACGGACGAGGAGCACUGAUGUUUUUAGUUCGUCGCCUUACCUCGGAAGACGAGGUAAAAAGACUCGAGUUGGCUGGAUACCGAUUCGUCGAUCCUGUUCAAGUAUGCAACGAUGCGAGGAACCACUUGCAGAUGCAGAUCCAUUCUACCGACUUCGAAUUAAAGCUUCGCGACAUGAAGACCUUUAUUUCCCAGCAAGGUCGAAUCAAGCCUGGAGUUCACCUUGGCCUGUUUGCAAUUCAGGAUCGAGGGCUUAAUAAUCACCAGGUCCUGGUACAAAAGGAUGCCCGUGAUUUGUUUCCCUUAAUACCUCUACCUACCAACACCAUCGACGAAACGCAAAUUCGAAUUGUACAAGGACUUGGUGGGUUGCCGGUUCCAGAGGUCAUCCAACGACUGAGGACCACAGGUGCAUCUUCGAGGACUCCUGAGGAAGAAUUGUUCGCCUAUCAUCUUUCCAAUGCCAUUCACGCACUACGUGAGUGGGUGCAGGAGCCUCUGUUUCAUGAUGCCGUGCUCAGCCCUACCAUUCUACGACUUCCUUACGGAAUUGAUGGGGGUGACGCGGACGAAACUGUGAUAAUGGCAUUGAGGCUCAAGAUAUCUCAUCCCGUCUUCUCGUCCGGUCAUAACUGUCAAUGGGUUCCUCUCAACUUCUUCGGGAUGCGACAGGUCUUGGAACAGUCUCGACAGGAGUUUGUACGGGUUCUUCAUCAGGAGUUUGAUCCUUCGACAUUGCCCGCAAGUAGGGCUAAUAAUGAGCUCACUUCUGGACCUUUAUCAACCCUCCGCCGACUAAAAGGUUCCGAAGCAUCGGCCAAUAAGGGAAAGAAACCUCGGGUGCCAAUAAUGAGACUAAGAGCUUCCUCAAAGGAUUCUACACGCUCAUCCUCAACGAUCAACUUGUGUCCAUCAGGAGAUAGCGAAGCUCACAAUGAGCGCCUUCCAUCGACAGACACAGUGGACAUUUACCCUCCUGAACGUCAUUAUACCUCACAUCAGCAGUCAUUCCUAAACGGUGGCAUUGUUGUAUUCCAAGAAGUAACCGUUCAAGUCGAAAAGAAGAAGUCUGAGCCUAGAAGUGACUUGGAACUAUCAUGGAGUCAUGACACGGUGACCGAGCCACCUCGUGCGCAUCAAAGACACCACAAAAAGAAUGAAAUGCCAGUUAUACAAAGCAUUGAACUGCAGCCAUCGGGGAGGGGGACAACAGAGGUUUCUGUUGAGUCUCGUUGGCUACACAGCAUUGGCCAAGCAGAUAAUAGCAUGACGACAAUGGCCUCCUUUAUAGAUACAUUGAUUAUAGAGUCUAGUCACUCUACUACAUAGCUAAACUUAUACUAUCUUUAUAUUCAAGCCAUUUAUCAUUCAUUUAAUAAAGC
Fusarium redolens is the source of this 3056-nucleotide messenger RNA. RefSeq lists its product as uncharacterized. The transcript is spliced from 6 exons. The record is from RefSeq and is a predicted model, not a curated record. Bases 313 to 3003 code for a protein of 896 amino acids. NCBI's taxonomy places the organism in Eukaryota, Fungi, Ascomycota, Sordariomycetes, Hypocreales, Nectriaceae.